AGUAGCUACCCGCCCUCUUCCUUGCUGCCCCUUUAUUUAUUUAUUUUUCUUUUCUUUUCUUUCUUUCUCUCUUGUAAGUUACGUUAUUUUUUGUUUAAUUUAGUUAAACACAGGUGGUUGCGUACGCAGAACAAUGGCGCCAUCUACAGGUCAUUCGCCUCCAACAGCGUUUUUGCUUUGACAGGACACCUUUUUGUCUACGUCCGGCUUCCGUAGCUCCCUCCUUUCCCCCUGUGUCUGCUUCCCUCCCCGUCAUAGUGACAGCAUGGGUUCUUUCACAAACUUUAUGUCAAUGUUUUAGCGUUAGUUUGUCCCUGUUCUGGAUUAACGGCUGUUUCCCGGAUUCCUUCACCCACCGAGACCCCAUGUUUACCACCACCGGGUCCCGAGGCCUCUACAAGGCUCCUCUGUCCAAAAGCCUUCUGCUGGUCCUCAAUGGACUCACUCUGAUGCUGAUUCUUCUGCCUCAGUACCAGGAAUUCUUCAUCUACAACCUGCAGGCUCUCACCCAGCAGAAGCAGGUGUGGCGGUUGUUGUGUGGAAGACUCGUCUGUCUCGACGUGAAGGACUCCUUCUGCAGUAGUCUGCUGAUUUACAACUUUAGGAUUUUUGAGAGGAGGUUCGGCACCAGGAAGUUCGCUUCCUUCUUGUUGGGCUCUUGGUGUCUCUCUGCCCUCACAGACUUUCUGUUGGUUCAGGCUUUCCAGCAUCUGUUUGACUAUGAAGUGGAAGAACUUCCUGCUGGACUGCUUGCUCCAGUGUUUUCUCUGUUUGUGCCUUUCUACCUGUCAAUACCCAGAAUGCCCGUCACCCAAAUACUGGGUCACAUCCACAUCACCAACAAAUCUCUGGUGUAUAUUGUUGGCUUGCAGCUCCUGACCUCCAGCCCCUUCAUGUGGCUCCUUGCUCUUAGUGGACUGGUCUCAGGCGGACUCUACUUGUCCAAUAUCUUGUGGCUCCAGAAGAUUCUCUUCGUUCCUGCAUGGCUGUCCCGUAUCGCCCGGUACAUUCUGGAGCCGAUCUUCUCAAGCUCUCAGCCGAACAAUGAGACUCCUGUGGGGAUGGGGGCCACUCUGGACAUCCAGAGGCAGCAGAGGAUGGAUCUGCUGGACCAGCAGCUGCUCCUGGCCCAAUACAACGAGGCCAGAAGGAACGCCAGACCCCAGCCUCAGGCGGGGCUAUUACAGUGGACCCGGCUGUUCCCCUCGCUGAGGCACCGCGGGCAGAACGGACCCCCAAUGCAGCCCCAACCUCAGGCUCAGACGCAGCAGUCCGCUCCGCCGCCAUCACUGAACAACUCUCCUGUCGCAGAGGAGCAGGUCGCACGGUUAGUAGAAAUGGGUUUCUCCAGAACGGACGCCCUGGAGGCCCUCAGAGCUUCAAACAACGACAUUAAUAUGGCCACUAACUUCCUCCUCCAACACUGAAGAACUCAGAGACGGAAUGGUAAUCGACACCAAAUGUAAUCAUAAACGGAUAAAGCAGAAAUAAAAAAGUGGAGAGUAUGAUGGGAAUGCUGCAGCGUUUGGCUGAAACAGCCUGAGCCGAGGCGGUCGUAUGGUUGAUGGGGACGUGUGAAGCUGGUGCAGUCGGAGGCGGGCGCUGAUGCUCCAGGGGAAGAAGUUGAAGCUCCAACUCCCAGGUUUGCCCUUCAUACGAACACCGUUCGAUUGAAUACCGUUCUGUGCAUCCUCAUGUGAUAUAGUCGCACUUCCAAAUGGAAAAAAAACACAAAUUACAAGAAAAUGUGUCUAAAUUUAAACAUUUUAACUGGAUGCUCUUUUUGUCGGAGACUUAACUCCUAACAGAACCUCUAAACUUCAUUGACUCGAGUGCGAUUUUAACAUUCUCGGUUUUCGCCGUACUUUCUGGAGCUUUCUGCUUGGACUCACCUGUGCAGGUACGUCGCCGCGGCUGCAGGGUAGACGGGCUUUCUCAGGGCCGCUCGUUCAGACACAUUUUGAAGUCCGGGGAAAGCGUUUUUGUUUCUCUCUGCCGUCUUAAUGGAGCCGUCGCAGCACUCCUGGUUUAACCAUCGAAGUCUUAACGGUUGAUAUUUAUUAUGCAAUAUCAAGAUGAGAAAUGAACGGAAACUAUGCACUACAUAGUGUAAGAGAAGUAAUAUUACAGCCACUGUGUACUGAUGUCGAAGACAAAUGCUAGUUUUAUAUUUUGCCUGUAACAAUAAUAUACGUCCACUGAAACGAGUCAUUUGUGUGUAUAUAAUUUUGAGAAUAUUGUAAUUGUGGGUGUGAUGAGGAAGUUGUUGCAUGGACGACUCUCGGAUGAACUCCAAACAAUCGGUGGAAUAAAUGGACUUCCUGAUGAAAACUCUUA
Molecule: messenger RNA, 2337 nt
Organism: Oryzias melastigma (Indian medaka)
Lineage: Eukaryota; Metazoa; Chordata; Actinopteri; Beloniformes; Adrianichthyidae
Gene: ubac2
Product: UBA domain containing 2
Exons: 10
Coding region: 366-1427 (353 amino acids)
Molecular function (GO): serine-type endopeptidase activity; protein binding
Source: RefSeq, a predicted model, not a curated record